AACUACAUCUCCCAUGUUACAAUUCGUCUUACGGCAUGUAAGUUAAUUGGGUUAUUUGUUUCCACGUUGGUUUCUGAUAUUUAGAAAGCCUAAAUAACGCUAAAGCUUUUCAUGGUACUUGAAACUUCAUCAGCUUAUAAGCUUUAACUUUAUUUUUUCAAGCAAUGCAAAGCAUGUGGAUGUCGGCAGCCGGGAGACAGCUGCUUAAUCGGUGUUCCUUGUACUUGGAUGUAGGCCUGGCGCAUCCGAGGACUAAACGUUACACUUUCCGGGUAGCAAGCAGUGUAACCGGCAAGCGUGAAGCGCAGUGUGCUAUAUUCUCAUCGAACGAGCAAGCUGUCACAUCUGGAGUAUCAUUUUUUCCGCAAGGACAACCAUGUGGGAUUAUUGAGAAAGAGCGCGGCAGUGUAUUUCUGCAAUGCACGAAGGCGGACACUGAAGGGCGCUGGAAGCAUAAGCAUUACGAUCAUUGGCAGCAAUGGCGAACGGGCGCCGCUAGAGGAGGGGCCUGGGCGGCGAGUUUGUCUCUAAUUGGAGUGGCUUGCUGUCUGAAAAAGGAGUCGGACGUCAAAGGUGAAGCUCUUUUAGGGGCUGCCCACUCCAACAAUGUCCAGGAAGUGAGAAGGCUUCUUUCAGAAGGACUUGAUUUGAACUAUCGUCAUCGCCUAGGCUGGACUGCGCUAAUGGUAGCAGCAAUGAACCGCAGCACCUUAGUGGUGAAAGAACUAUUAGCAGCUGGAGCAGAUCCAGACCUUGGAGAUGAGUUCAGUAAUGUCUAUGAUAUGUCCAGGCAGAAAAGUAUUCACUCUUUAGAAGUUCUGGUGACCAGGGAAGAUGAGUUUAGUAACCGACUGAAUAGUCGGGCUAGUUUUCGUGGUUGCACUGCACUUCACUAUGCUGUUUUAGCAGAUGACUUUUGUACUGUUCAGACGCUGCUGGAAGGAGGUGCUAACCCCCUGCUGUUCAAUGAAAUGGAACACACUCCAGCAGCAUAUGCUAAAGAAGGAGAGCUACUUAAGUUGCUUAAGUCAUGGGAAGUGAAGUUUCAGGAGUUACAGCAUCGUCGAGAAGCAGAGGAAAGAAGACGCUUCCCCCUGGAGCGAAGAUUGAAAGAACACAUUAUUGGUCAGGAGGGUGCUAUUACCACCGUGGCUUCAGCAAUCCGGAGAAAAGAGAAUGGAUGGUAUGAUGAAGAACACCCUUUAGUCUUUCUUUUUCUUGGGUCAUCUGGAAUUGGUAAAACAGAACUAGCGAAGCAGGUGGCGAGAUACAUGCAUAAAGAUGUCAAAAAGGGCUUUAUUCGAAUGGACAUGUCAGAAUUCCAGGAAAAACAUGAAGUUGCAAAGUUCAUUGGUUCCCCACCAGGUUAUAUAGGCUAUGAUGAAGGCGGACAGCUAACAAAACGUCUGAAGCAGUGUCCAAAUGCAGUUGUACUAUUUGAUGAAGUUGAUAAGGCUCAUCCAGAUGUAUUGACAAUCAUGCUACAACUAUUUGAUGAGGGUCGGCUAACAGAUGGAAAAGGAAAAACUAUAGAAUGCAAAGAUGCUAUAUUUAUAAUGACUUCUAAUGUAGCCAGUGAUGAAAUUGCCCAGCAUGCUCUACAGCUAAGACAGGAAGCCCAAGAAAUAAGCCGAAGAAGAAUAGCUGAGAAUCUGGAUGAUAUACAGAUCAACGAUAAAAUUGCAAUAUCCAAAAAGUUCAAGGAAAAUGUUAUUCGCCCCAUAUUGAAGGCCCAUUUUCGCAGAGAUGAGUUUCUUGGUCGAAUCAACGAGAUUGUUUACUUUCUUCCAUUCAGCCACCCAGAGCUCAUACAGUUGGUCAAUAAGGAGUUAAACUUUUGGGCCAAAAAGGCAAAACAAAGACACAACAUCACCCUGCUCUGGGACAGAGAAGUAAUGGAUGUGCUAGCAGGAGGCUACAACCUGCAUUAUGGUGCACGUUCUAUCAAACACGAGGUGGAACGACGGAUUGUGAAUCAGUUGGCCGCAGCAUAUGAACAGGAACUUCUUCCUCAUGGCUGCACUCUUCGUGUCACAGUGGAUUACACAGACCAGCAAAACCUUCAGGGUAGCAGAGGCAAAAAUUCAGACACUCAUAGUCCUAGCUUGCACCUUGAAAUUGUGGGAGAUGAUAGUACAUCCCGAAAACUGGACAUUAGAUCUCCACUGAACCCAGAUGAACUGCAGUUCUCCCUCUGAUGUUAAAACCUGCACAUUCUUCAAGUAUAUGCUACCUUCCAUAUUAUUAGGAAUUCCAGACUAUAGGCAUUCUGUAAAACAUGUGGAUGUGCAUCAUCUGUUGGAUUAAAGUGGCUUUGGAAGAUCAUGGGCACUAUCAGUAACUUUACAGAUUAAAUCCAAAUUGUUGUGAUUUA
Erpetoichthys calabaricus (reedfish) is the source of this 2374-nucleotide messenger RNA. RefSeq names its product caseinolytic mitochondrial matrix peptidase chaperone subunit B (gene clpb). The record is from RefSeq and is a predicted model, not a curated record. Bases 165 to 2198 code for a protein of 677 amino acids. The transcript is spliced from 16 exons. Gene Ontology annotation, cellular component: mitochondrion; cytoplasm. Gene Ontology annotation, biological process: cellular response to heat. Gene Ontology annotation, molecular function: protein binding; ATP binding; ATP hydrolysis activity. NCBI's taxonomy places the organism in Eukaryota, Metazoa, Chordata, Cladistia, Polypteriformes, Polypteridae.